Phlebotomus argentipes is the source of this 5890-nucleotide messenger RNA. It is a transcript of the gene Tomosyn, whose product is annotated as syntaxin-binding protein 5. Gene Ontology annotation, cellular component: plasma membrane; cytoplasm; SNARE complex. NCBI's taxonomy places the organism in Eukaryota, Metazoa, Arthropoda, Insecta, Diptera, Psychodidae. Gene Ontology annotation, molecular function: syntaxin binding; myosin II binding; GTPase activator activity. The transcript has 23 exons. Gene Ontology annotation, biological process: regulation of exocytosis; regulation of protein secretion. The coding region runs from base 369 to 4583 and encodes 1404 amino acids. The record is from RefSeq and is a predicted model, not a curated record.
CUAUCAUGUCCCACUUCCGCGACGGCCCAUCAGCAGUUGUUGCCCGUCACCAGGAGUGAGAGACUUCCCUGUGCAGUGGCCACAACAGACGCUCGCCUUCACGUGUGAACAGUGCUUUUUCAGGACACCACACGCUCUCCUUUCUCUCCUUGGUUCUUUCCGUUUGGCACCUGCUGUGCAGGCACACAGCUUCCUGCCCAUAGUAUGCUGUGCCCUGGCCACGUCUGAGAGGAGCAGCGCGCAAUCGAUUUUCCUCGGCAGUCACCCGCCUGGGCAGCCGUGUGGCCCCCGUGGACAGUGAACAGAGACACUGGACUGCAUCCAAGUGACGAUUUUCCCCUAGUCCAUCACACAGACUCUCGGGCACCAUGAAGAAGUUCACGUUCAAAGGUGUCCUCGACGGGUUUCGAUCGACGGUGCAGCAGCAGAGCAAGCCCGAGCAGGAGAUCCAGGAGACGCUGCGUCCUGAACACUUUCAGGUCAAGCGGACUUUUCGCCAUGGAUUUCCUCAUGCUCCGACUGCCCUAUCCUAUGAUCCUGUGCAGAAAUUGCUGGUGAUUGGAGAUAAAACUGGAGCGUUGCGAAUACUAGGCAAGCCAGGAGUUGAUGUAUAUGUGAGACACGACGGUGAUUCUGCAUGUGCCGUGACUAACAUAGAAUUCCUAGUGAACGAAGGUGCUUUUGUAACUUCCACUGCUGAUGACUCCCUACAUUUAUGGAAUUUUCGCCAAAAGAGUCCUCAAGUAGUACAAAGCUUAAAGUUUCAGCGAGAAAGGAUAACAUGUCUCCAUUUGGCUGUUGCGAGCAAAUGGCUCUACGUUGGCACGGAGAAGGGCAACAUUCACGUCGUGCACAUUGAAUCGUUUGCACUGAGUGGCUACGUUAUCAAUUGGAAUAAAGCCAUUGAAAUAGUACGGACAACACAUCCCGGUUCUGUUGUUCAGUUGUGCGAUAAUCCCUUGGAUGCUAAUAAAUUGCUAAUUGCAUAUGAGUCAGGACUAAUAGUAUUAUGGGACAUGCGAGGAAAAUUUGCCGAACUCCGAUGGCAAUCGUCUGAACCACUGAGAUCUGUGUCGUGGCAUCACGAGGGGAAGCACAUUGUGUCUUCUCACACGGAUGGAUCACUGUGUACGUGGCCUUUAAGAGCAACACCAAAGCCCCAAUUCCACUCAUAUCCACAUGCAAAAACGACGAAAGAAGGCAAAUUGGAAUCCUGCAAACCCAUACACAAAGUGGAACUAAAGACGUCAAGGACGGGGGAAACUUUCACAAUAUUCUCGGGUGGUUUGUCGAUGGAGAAGGGCGGAAAGUCACCGUGUAUCACAGUGCUUCAAGGCAAAGCUACCACAGUCCUGGAGAUGGAACAUCCUGUGGUGGAUUUUAUAACGAUAUGCGAGAGUCCAUGGGCUAGUGAUAUGCAAGAACCUUAUGCAAUAGCUGUGCUGUUACAAAAUGAUUUAGUUUUAAUAGAUUUAUUGACUCCCGGUUUUCCAUGUUUUGAAUCGCCUUACCCCAUGGACCUUCAUGAAUCACCAGUUACAUGUUGCACUUAUUUAUCAGAUUGUCCUUCGGAUCUAGUUCCAGCAUUUUAUUCGGUUGGCCGAAACCCAGGAAGCAGGCGGACGGGAUUCUCAGACCAGGAAUGGCCACUGUCGGGUGGCGAAUGGGCACCGGCAUCGUGUAGCUACUCAGAAAUAAUUAUUACCGGUCAUCAAGAUGGUUCUAUUAAAUUCUGGGACGCUAGUGCAGGAACUUUACAAAUUUUAUACAAACUGAAAACGGCCAAAAUAUUCGAGAGACCACGAACCAAGUCAGUGGAUGGAUCCGAUGAAGACCCAUUAGCUAUUCAAUUUAUUACGCUCUGUGCAGAAUCAAGGAGGUUGUGUGUUGCGGGUGCCAGUGGACAAGUGAUACUUUUUAAAUUUAGAAAGAUGGAGAGCACAUCAGACAUUCUGGUACUGGAGAUUCCUAUUACGUUUGAGAAUUUCGAAGAGGGCGAAGGCAGUCCGGACUACGAGUUCAUCCCUCGGCCGCUGCCCAAGCAGGGUGAAUCGUCGGACGUGGAGCGGAAAAAUGACGGGAUGCUACGGGUGAGGCAGGGACCGCAGCGAAAGCCACCAGGAUUUCAAGCACAACUCGUGUGCCUCACACCUUGGACAAAUAGCAGUCAUCCGGGACAAAUUACAGCUGUGGCGAUAAAUUCCAACUAUGGAUUAAUGGCUUAUGGGAAUGAGUAUGGACUUGUGAUUGUAGAUUAUGUACAGAAAAUAUGUCUUCUCAACGUGGCGAGUCCGGACUUGUAUGGUGCACAAGAUCCUUAUUCACGAGCGCCACGGAGCCCGAAACGGGUCGAUCCGCCCGGAUAUAGGGAUGAGCAGACAAGAUCUCCAAGUAUAGAUCAGUUACCCGAGUUGUCGAGUAGCCCGCAAAAGACGCCAUCAAUGCCGUCGUCAUUGCCCUUGGAGAGUAGCCAGAACUCCUCGAGAGCGCCGUCACCAGCAAAUGAAGCCCUCGAGGUGGCAGCUGUGCCAGUUGAUGAGUCCGUGACGCCCGAGGAUGUGGGGAGGGUUGGUGGUGAGCAGAGGCGAAAGUCCUCCUCCUGGAAGGCAUUCAAUAUCAAGCGACAAUUGAGCAAGGUCGAUACGAAAAUACGAAGCACCUUUGGCACAGGAGAUUCAUCAGGUGGCGGUGCCGGUGGCAAGAGGGGUUCGGUGUUUUAUUGCGGCGCCACGGAAGGUGUUCCGCUCUCACCUGUAGAGAUAUCGCCGGAUAGUGAUCCCAAGUCCACGUCGACAGACACUGAGCAAGACAAAUCUGACUAUGUGGAGCAAAUUGAGUCGGAAAUAGUCCAGAGUCUUGACGAAGUGAGUAAUCAGCGGUGUGACACGGUGGAGAGGGAGAUUGAGAGGCAGCACGAAGUGAUGAGAACAUCGCCUUGUCUGGGCGUGGCUCAGAGUGUGCCCAAGAGCAUUCUUCAGCAGACAGAGUCGAACUUCGUGCGCGACCAGAAGCGAGUUGAGUUUAUCGAGGAGCCCGUCCAGAGGGUCACUGUGGUGUCCCCAGUUGAGGGAGCCCGCCUGUCCAGGCCUUCGGAUCUGCCACUGUUCGCCGAUGGGGAUCCAGACCGGCCCGUGGUGCCGCCGCGUGGUAAAAAGAAGGAGAAACAGAGACUCCUAUCCGUGCCAAAUAUCAAGUACAGUAAGCAGGACGUUAGUGGCCAGCAUUUUAAGGAUCUUAGGGGAAAGGGUGCAGCGAGUGUCGGCCGUGGGCACGAGGCUGGAUCGGCAAGCGCGUCCUCCUUUGCUGGGAAUUUAAUGAGGCGCUUCAGCCGAGUAGAUAAGUUGGAUAGUUCAUUUUCCCGAUCACGCUCUUCGUCGAUGUCUAGUUUAGAAAAUAUAUCUUCCGAGGCUGUUCAAUGUUUAGCAUUCGCAGAUAGUUAUACAAAAAAGAGUGAUCCAACAACUCUGCAACCGACUCUGUGGAUUGGCACAAGUCUUGGGUCAGUUCUUACAAUUUCAAUCACUCUCCCGGAUGCCGAUAACCGGAAAACCAAUCCUGUGGUUGUCUCAAUUCUGGGAGGACCUAUUUUUCGACUAAAGGGUGCCAUUCUAUCUAUGUCGUUCCUGGAUUACAAUGGGGCUCUUGUACCUUAUACUUAUGAAGCAUGGAAGGAUGAAAAGCAAUCAGAGAAAAGAGACAAUAGAACACCCACGAAAAAUCCCAAUCGAAUGAGUCCGACGCUGUCUGGUAAUCAGGACUCCUUCAGCGAUCGGCAAUUUAUUGUGAUUACCAGUGAAAAGCAGGCACGGGUCGUGGCACUUCCAAGUCAAAAUUGUGUCUACCGACAGCAAAUUGCGGAUACUGAUUAUGUGAUUAAGGCGGAGAUUAUUAGCUUUAGGGAUAGCGUUUGUUUAGUUUGCUACUUGUCGACUGGUCACCUUAUGGCGUACAGUUUACCCAGUCUUCGUCCACUCAUGGACGUGGAUUUUCUUCCAUUGGCUGAUUUGAGCUUUCAGACAAAAUGUAAGCAAGGAAUUGUAGAUCCAAUGCUCUCAAUAUGGGGUCAGCAACUAAUUGUCCACGAGGAUACUAACCAGAUUUCCAAGGCAUUCUGCUUGAGCAAUAAGGGCCAUGGGUUGUACUUGGCAACACCCACCGAAUUGCAGAAAUUCACUUUGUGUGUCGACUUUUGUACUCAAUUCACAAAUGAGAUGAUGUGUGAGCUAUUCCAGGCACAUGACAUGCCUGAGCCGCCUAAAGAGAGCUUCUUCAAGGGCUUAUUUGGUGGUGGAUCUCGCAGUCUAGAUCGCGAAGAACUCUUUGGGGAGUCGAGCGGAAAGGCGAAUCGUUCAGUGGCGAAACACAUUCCGGGACCGAGUGCCAAUCUGGAGGCAUUGGGGGCGCGCGCUAGCACAGCCACAUCAGAGAUUAGUCGCGCCCACCAACUGGCCAUGGAGCGCGGCGAUAAGCUGAGUCAGCUGGAGGAGCGAACCGAACGGAUGGCCAACCAAGCACAAGAAUUUAGUGGCACCGCACAUUCUCUUAUGCUAAAGUACAAGGAUAAGAAGUGGUAUCAAUUAUAAGGAGAACAACACAUGUACCAUUAGGUGUAAACAAAAUUUGCUCCAUUUAACCCAUUUGCAAGAACACACGACAAAAGAAACAAGAUUUAAAAGAAAAAUAGUUCAACUCCCCUCCCACUCAUCCUGUCUGCUUGCUGAACAAAUGCAACAGGCGAAGACACGGCGAGGCAUCUUCAAUUUUUUGCUAAAGGCUCCCGAUUUAGUCGCGAUGCGGAGAUUGUAGCGCAAAGGAGAGGAGAUUACGAUAUGUAAUGAUGUAUGAGAAAUUACAUAGAGUAUCUUAUAAUUUUUACCUGUCAAUUUUAAUUAGAAAUCUUAUGAGAAACUAUAUUAUUAUAAAGGAAGAAAUGGUGGAAAAAAAUAUAUUGGAUAGGAAAUAUCUCUUCUCGGUCUAUUAGUCAAAGAAAUUAAAUAAAAAAAACCUAUUGAUUAAUAAAAAGAAUCUUUAUGAAAUGAUGAAGAAAUUAUUGAGAAAAAAAAUAUCUAAUGGAAGGAAAAAAAAGAGUAGAAAUUGUCGCUAAUACGGUACACGUGGAUCACCCCUUUGGGAGACCCAUAAAUCAAUUAUUAUGAUGAUGAUGACGAUUGAGAUGAAGAGAAAUAAUAUACCUACAAUAUAUAUACACACAUAUAUAUAUAUAGAUUUAUAAACUGUAUUGCAUAGUUUUUAUCAGAAAAAAAAUGAUGAUCACUAAAUGAGAUGGACAGAAAUUAUAUAUAUAUAUAGAGGAGUAAAGAAAAAAAAUAUUGAAAGUUAAUACAAUAAUUGUAUCUCAAGCUGUGGUGCAUUUUCUUCAGAAGAAAACACACACUCCCUCACGCUUGGGUCGAGACAGUCUAAAUAUAUUCGUUCUUUUUUUAUGUAAAUAUACAAAAAAAAGAUAAAUCAUGGGGAAGAAAAACCCAUGAUAUAACAAAGAAAGUUGAUAAAUUAGUUUGUAGAUGUAAAAGUCUUUAAAAGUGGAGAAAAAAUGUGAGAGAAAAAAAUACUUAUAGGCAUCUAUUAUGAGAAAAGAGGUAAUAAUUACAUAUGCAGAGAAAUUAUAUUUAGAGGAAGAAAAAAAGAGAGAAAAAUACCAUACAUUUGUAGGGGACAAAGCGGCGAUGAAGCUGACAUGAUCAAACAAAAAAAUAGCACUUUUAAAUACAAGAGAGAGAAAGAUAUAUAUUGUAUCAAAGUUCUAAAAAAAAAAAAUGGGAGAAUAUUUGAGGCUUUGAAAAGAUAAGAUUUUCUUUGCACCGGAGAUAAAUAGCAUUCUUUCAUAGAGCAUCGUUUCGUUGAAGGAAAGUUCACUGAACUCUCAAAA